This is a messenger RNA of Arabidopsis thaliana (thale cress), 618 nucleotides long. RefSeq names its product response regulator 17 (gene RR17). Gene Ontology annotation, cellular component: nucleus. The record is from RefSeq and is marked reviewed. Lineage: Eukaryota; Viridiplantae; Streptophyta; Magnoliopsida; Brassicales; Brassicaceae. The transcript has 6 exons. Bases 125 to 589 code for a protein of 154 amino acids. Gene Ontology annotation, biological process: phosphorelay signal transduction system; cytokinin-activated signaling pathway.
UACACAUCCAUUCUCAAAUCUUUUUAAUGUAUCAUUUCUCUGUUUUUCUCUCCUUCUUCUAUUUUUGUUCUUUGUUGCUUGACUCACAAGGAACAAAAACGAUAUCUCUCUGUAAUCGUAGGAGAUGAAUAAGGGCUGUGGAAGUGGAAGUGAUUCUUGUUUAUCGUCAAUGGAGGAGGAGCUUCAUGUUUUAGCAGUAGAUGAUAAUCUAAUUGACCGUAAACUUGUUGAGAGAAUCCUCAAGAUCUCUUCUUGCAAAGUGACAACUGCAGAAAACGGGCUUAGAGCUUUAGAAUAUUUAGGCUUGGGAGAUCCACAACAGACUGAUUCAUUGACUAAUGUAAUGAAGGUGAAUCUCAUCAUCACUGAUUAUUGUAUGCCAGGAAUGACAGGUUUUGAGCUGCUUAAGAAAGUGAAGCAGGAAUCAUCGAAUCUAAAGGAAGUACCUGUUGUGAUAUUGUCUUCAGAGAACAUUCCUACCCGCAUCAACAAAUGUUUAGCGAGUGGAGCACAGAUGUUUAUGCAGAAGCCACUGAAACUAUCUGAUGUAGAGAAACUGAAAUGCCAUCUUUUAAAUUGCAGAAGCUGAAGGUAGAUCUGCUUAGACUCAAAUGCUCA